Molecule: messenger RNA, 998 nt
Organism: Aegilops tauschii subsp. strangulata
Lineage: Eukaryota; Viridiplantae; Streptophyta; Magnoliopsida; Poales; Poaceae
Source: RefSeq, a predicted model, not a curated record
CAGCUUCCCCGCGUCUCUCCCCGAAAACCCCAACCCCAGCAAGGAUGGGACAUUUCGCCGGACCCUCCGCCUCCGCCUCCGCCUCCGCCGACGAGGCAUUCUGGACCGCGUGCCCGCACUGCUGCUACACGCACUCCUACCCGCGCCUCUACGUAGGUCGCCGCCUCCGCUGCCCCACCGCUACCUGCCGCCGCGUCUUCUCCGCCGACGAGCUCCCCUCCACGCCGCCCAUCGUCCCCGGCGCCGACAUGUACUUCUGCACCUGGGCCUUCUUCCCGCUCGGUCCUUCUGCUGUCGCUGAAGGCUGGGCCCCAUUCACUCCCUUCAAUCCCGCCCCUCCUCCCUCCCCCUCCCCCGUCCCAAACCCUACCGCUGCCACCCCCGCCUGUGCCGUUCCAACCCGCGUGAGACCCACCUCCAGGAAGAAGGUUGGCGUGUGCCUCAAGGGUAGGGCCCGCGUCGAGGCGGAGGAGGAAGAGGAAGAAGAGGAGGAGAAGGCAUCCACGGUCGUCAAUCUCAAGGCCGGAGAGGAGGUGCAGGCGGAUUGGCUGACCCUUGGCGACAACGGCGGCAGCAGCGGAAUCAACAUCAACGAGACGGUGGAUCUGAGCGAGCUGGGUUUCCGCGUUGACGAGUCGGGAUUUCUCCAAGAGAUUCCGUGAUGGAUGGGUGAGAAGAAAGGUUGUGCCUUUUGAUCAUACCGCGUUUAAGACUAGUAUAAUGACUGCUAAAAAAUAUAGAUGGUUCGAAUAUGGGGAUGUUAGUACUGUAAUCGUCGUACUUUGGUUUAGUUUCUGAUGGAAAUGUAGGGUUUUAGGGGUUGAAGAGCUGCUAAGAUAUUCCCGCGUCCUUAAUCAUCGUGACCGUGGCCGUGGAAAUACGGAAUGUGGCUCCUUUUGGGUGGACUUGGAUUCUCGUAGACAAUGUGGGAUCCAUGCCUUUUGUCAUGUGUGUGGCCUGUAUUAAUCUUAUGAUAUGCAGGGUGUCUUCUGGCAUAA